Messenger RNA from Fusarium oxysporum Fo47, 1550 nucleotides. RefSeq names its product general transcription factor IIH subunit TFB6 family. The coding region runs from base 322 to 1119 and encodes 265 amino acids. The transcript is spliced from 2 exons. The record is from RefSeq and is a predicted model, not a curated record. NCBI's taxonomy places the organism in Eukaryota, Fungi, Ascomycota, Sordariomycetes, Hypocreales, Nectriaceae. Gene Ontology annotation, cellular component: transcription factor TFIIH holo complex.
AGUAUCGCCAACACCUUCGUCAUCCUUAUCGCGAGCUUAUCUGAAAUGUAAACGGAACCAGUCUCUUUGUCAGCGGACAGUUAUACAAACUUCAUUUAAUUCUUUCGGAAAUCGUAUUCAUAUUCCUUCAAAUCUCAGGUAAAUACCGUGAAAGCUCAUUUAGUAUAUAUUCAUCCGUCCGUCCGUCGUUCUGGUCAAGAGGAGCAUAAAGCAACAGUGCUUCACUCUCAAGGUCCCCCGCCGUUCCCUCUUUGUGCUUUCAUCUUUUGACCUUGCACUCAGACAACACAGCUUAAUCACGGAAAAAUACAUACAUUCAAAAUGGAAUCGCCAGGCCCAGGUGGCUUCUUGCCAGCACCUGCUGGUGGAAGUCUCCCAUCACCUGCCCCCUCAUCAGCUUCAUCAUACUCAAACAUCCAAGGUCUUCCUACACCGAGAACAAAGGCCCUGAAGCCCAACUCAAGUAAAGAGUUCAUGGUGCGACGGUACGCUGAAGAGCAGCUUCUACUAGUAACACGGCGAUAUGUCAAGAAGUUUGGCAAUCCAGAACCAGGCGAUACAGUGGUGGGAUAUGCUAGGUUUGGCGAAGUAUGUCGAGAUCUCGAUAGCAUCACCAAUGUCUUAUGGAAAUCAGGCACUCCAUCGCUCCAAAUACCCUUCUUAUUACGUCUCACAAGUGACUUCACACGAUAUGUCCGGUCAUUCCCCCCAGCACCAAAGGCAUCUUUCGCAAUACUCCGCAAACUAGACCACUGUUUCGCAAGUCUUCUUUGCGGCCAAGACAUAGAAACUCACGAGACGUUACCCGGUUUUGAGAACGGACUACGCGGCGGCAUGACAACAACAGAAAUGAUCCGCUGCCGAAGUUUGGUAGAUCAAUGUCGCGUUUUAAUGGUGGAAGUAAUGCGAGAUCCAGCAGAAGAGGACGAAGAGGAUGAAGAAGCAGAGACAGACACCGACACAGACGCGGAAGAACCUGGGAUCAAGGGAUGGGGAGGCGUGGAGGAUGACGAUGAGAUGAUGCUCCAGCUUGAUGCGGCGCGGGUCUUUGAGAAGACGAUUGUGCAGCUUAACGAGAGGCUUGGGGAUCUGGAGCCAUUGCAGAUGUCUGCCGAUUGAGGUGUUCUAAAUACAGAAGCACUAUAUUCUGGAGAUUCAGGUGCCACGCUCAAUGAGCUGAAUUGACUAGUUUCAGGCGUGAUCAUGCACAGAUACGAGCUGAAUACCUUUGAACCGGUCCUCUUGUGGGGUGAGCAUUGAUCAUGGUGCUUGGCUGCAGGACUGAGGUCUUGGAUCGUGUUUCGCGAAGAGAGAUGAACCAGGUCUUCUAUAACAUGGGGAUAAUAUAGGAUUUGAUAAGGUUGGUAGAUCAGUGGGGGAUGAAGCGAAUGACGCUGGCACAGACGGUUGAUUGUCAAGAUCACGCGUGGUAUUAGGUAUCCGAAAAUUCGUGGCAAAUCUACGACGGAUUAGUCAUUUCUACAAUUACUGGAUCAUGGCUCGACAAUUAUUUCCUAACCAACUUGCCCAAGUACAAGUGAUAAUAAAAU